UCAACAUUGGAAACACUGUUUAAUUUGGCUUAAAACUAGUCUUCACCAUGCCGAUUAGAUAACUACUUUGGUGGAGAUAUUGUGUUUUAUGUGUUCUUGUAACUGAUCGUGCAAUAUCGCUGAAAAUUUCGUGAUAAUUGCUGUAAAACAUUAAUAUCACGUGUUUUCGCGAUGACGAUUUUACAAGAUUUUAUCGUUUUCUUGCCCUCAGUAGGUUAUUUUUGAAAUGUUUCGCCAACAGAAGACAUUUUACCUACACCUUAAAUGCAAGACAAAGCCUUGCACGACUAUAGAAUAGAACAUUAACCCACCAUUUGUCAGGUUUUAUUCACGCUUGUGUGAUGAAUGCCUCGACGUUGCCUACAGUAACACUGAACAGAUUAUUUCUGCUUCUCAUUCAGAUAUUACAUGUAUGUUUAAUGGAUGUCAAACCUCAGAGGGAACGGUUUACACCAGAUUACAAAGUUUAUCAUAACCUGACAUCAAUUGCAUUGACACUGGAUCAUUUCAUAAAAGAAAAUGAAAAUUUUGUGAGACUUGUUGACCCAUCUAAAUAUCUUUCAAAACAGGGUAGAAAACAGUAUGUUUUGCAUGUUACAAACUUUGCAAAUGCUCGUUUAGAAGACACCGAACGUGUAAAAGUGCUUCUGUCAUUUGGUGAACAUGCUAGAGAAUUUUUGCCUAUAGAGUCAUUAUUUCAUUUGCUAAGAAGAUUACUCAAAAAUUGGAAGUCUUUUGAUAGAUCUGACGUAAAUCUUGAUAAAUUAGAUAUAUAUGUGAUUGCAUUAGCAAAUCCUGAUGGAAGACAACAUGUUGAAACAUCCAAAAAUUAUUGUUGGAGAGGGACCAGCUCUGGAGUAGAUAUCAACAGGAACUUUGAUUGGGAGUUUGGAGGAAAAGGCAGCUCAAAAGAUCCUACUGAUGAAGAAUAUCAUGGCAUAAAACCAUUUUCAGAGCCCGAGAGUCAUGUGUACAGGGAUUUGACAGAAGAAGUCCAGUUUGAUGGCUUUCUCUCACUUCACUCAGGGAUUAAACAAAUAUACAUUCCAUUCGCAGACUCUGUGUCACAAAAGACAGGACGUGUACCAGAUAAUGUUAAAGAGAUGACAAAACUUGCUCAAGAGCUGGCAACAUCAACUAUAUACAAGUACCAGUAUGGACGGGCUGUAAAUCUCAAUGAUUAUUCCGCUGAUGGAACAGUGUUUGACUAUAUGGCUGGAAGGAGGAAGAUUCCAUUUUCCUAUGCAAUAGAACUGUGGGGGCCAGAUAAACAUCAAGGACCAAGUUGCUUUGAUCUGUUUAACCCACCAAAUAGUAGAGUUGAUAUUGUGGUGUCGAAUCUAUAUCCCUUGUAUAUAAAGUUUUUCGAUUAUUUACUGGAUUGGAAAAAACAGUCGUCCCUGAACAACAAGUUAGAGAAAGCAGACAGAUCAGAACAGCUGUCUGACAAGUCUUUGCCUUAUAGUGCACUGGAGGAACAAGAUGUUUCAUCACUCUCUCCCAUACUCUUCCUGUUGUGUGCGCUUGUUAUUUUAACUAUUGUGGUUGCUGUUUAUGGGAAGUACCCACUGUGUCGCCGAAUGUAUCAGAGACGUAGAGUCGUCAGUCUGCGGGCACUCAGCUCAACUCUAUCACUGAACUUAUUUAGUGUUUGACAUUGGAACAGUUUUUGCAUUGUGCAAAUUUGUUGAGAAUAGUUCUUGCUACAUUCCAUGUGUUUGAUACAGAGUAUAUUUAUAUUUGUUAAGCUUUAAUUUUUAUCUUGAUACAAAUGGUUGAGAGAAUCUUACUUGUAUGCCAAUUUAUUAGUGUGCCACAAUGUGAUAUUGUUUUAACCAUGCUGUGUAAUUACUAUGCAUAAUAAGUACUGAGAAAAUGAAGAAUAAUUGAAAGGAACUCUGUAAAGAUUUGAUUUCUUCAUUUUGUAAAACUUAAAGCAAUUUAUGUAUUUUUUUUUGUUCUUAGAAAUGUAGAAAGUUAUCAUAUUACUUUGCAGAUAAGAUAUGCUAAUGCAUUUUCUAAAGGGGCAUUAUUAUAAUUGUUACAAAGUUAUAUUAGUUCUUCCUAAGAAUUAUAACUGGAAAGUCAAAAUGUAAUUGUAAGGUGAAAGGGUUUAGUUUUAUGAUUUUCUUUACUUAUUUCUUUGUUUGGUCGAAAGGGUGUGCAUUUAUAAAAGUUUAUUAGACAUGUUCACUAAUGUAGCUUUAGGUAUAUUACUAAAAUCAUAUUUUUGUAUAAUGGCAUGAUGCUUUUUACCUCGCCUGUCACAUAGUGACAGGGUGAGCUUUUGUGAUCGUAUUUUGUCUGUCGUCCGUCUGUUCACAAUUUCUUGUGAACACGAUAGAGACCACAUUUUACAAUCAGUUUUAAUCAAACUUGCACACAGCUUGUAGUGGCAUAAUAUCUCAGUUCCUUCGAAAACUGGCCAGAUCCCAUCAUGGGUUCCAUAGUUAUGGCCCCUUAAAGGGCCAAAUUUGCUAUUUUGGCUUGUGAACACGAUAGAGACCACAUUUUAUAAUGGAUUUUAAUCAAACUUGCACACAACUUGUAUUGGCAAAAUAUCUCAGUUUCUUUCGAAAACUUGCCAGAUCCCUUAAAGGGCCAAAAUUUGCUAUUUUGGCUUUUGCAGCAAUAUAGAGACUUCAUUUAUGGUUUGAUUUGAUACAAACUUGCAAAAUAUCUUAAGCAACAAUAUAUCUUGGAUUCUAUGAUGAAUCUAGCAGAUCCAAAAAUAGGUUCCGCAGUUAUUGCCCCUGAUUGACCCCUGAAAGAGCCAAAAUUUGUUAAUUUUUACCUUGUGAACAUGAUAGAAGUGACAUUUUACAUUUGAUUUUGGCCACACUUACACACAACAUGAAUAACAAUAAGAUCUUGGUUCCUUUCGAAAAAUGGGUUGAUUCCUUCAUGGGUUCUAGAGUUACUGCCCCUGAAAGGGACAAAAUAUUUUCUAUUUUGGCCCUUUCAGCCAUAUAGAGGUUUCAUUUAUGCUUUGAUUUGAUACAGACUUGCACAGAAUGUUUAUCUUGAUGAUCUCUAGGCCAAGAUUGAAACUGGAUCAUGUGGGGUCAAAAACUAGGUUACCAGGUCAAAUCAAAGGAAAAGCUUGUUAACACCAUAGAUGCCACAUUUAUGUCCCUAUCUUGAUGAAACUUGGUCAGAAUGUCUAUCUUGAUGAUUCAUAGGCCAAGUUCGAAACUGGGUCAUAUGGGUUCAAAAACUAGGUCACCUGGUCAAAUCAAAGGAAAAGCUUGUUAACAUUUUUGUGGCAACAUCUAUGACCCUGUCUUAAUGAAACUUGGUCAAAAUGUUUAUCUUGAUGAUUCCUAGGCCAAGUUCGAAACUGGGUCAUGUGGGGUCAAGAACUAGGUCACCUGCUCAAAUCAAAAGUAAAGCUUGUUAAUACUCUAUGGGUCAUAUUAAUGACACUAUCUUCAUGGAACUUGGUAAGAAUGUUUGUCUUGUUGAUUCCCAUGCAAAAUUUGAAACUGGGUCAUGUGGGGUCAAAAACUAGGUCACCACCCGAUUCAAAGAAAAAGCUUGUUAACACUGUAGAGGCCACAUUGAUGACCCUAUCAUCAUGAAA
Mercenaria mercenaria is the source of this 3583-nucleotide messenger RNA. RefSeq names its product carboxypeptidase A4-like. Gene Ontology annotation, molecular function: zinc ion binding; metallocarboxypeptidase activity. The record is from RefSeq and is a predicted model, not a curated record. Lineage: Eukaryota; Metazoa; Mollusca; Bivalvia; Venerida; Veneridae. Gene Ontology annotation, biological process: proteolysis. The transcript is spliced from 6 exons. The coding region runs from base 342 to 1655 and encodes 437 amino acids.